CGGGGGAGGGAGGGAGAGCCAGCCAGCCCGUUCAGUCCCAAUGGGGGGGAAGAAAGUCUGCAUCGUGGGCUCCGGCAACUGGGGUUCAGCUAUUGCCAAGAUCGUGGGUAGCAAUGCUGCCAAACUGGACAAGUUCGACACCACUGUCAACAUGUGGGUGUUUGAGGAGGAAAUUGGUGGCAAGAAACUCACUGAGAUCAUCAACACGCAGCAUGAAAAUGUCAAGUAUUUGCCGGGCCACAAGCUGCCACCCAAUGUGGUGGCAGUGCCUGACUUGCUGAAGGCUUCGGCGGAUGCUGACAUCCUCAUCUUUGUAGUGCCCCACCAGUUCAUCGGGAAACUCUGCGACCAGAUGAAAGGCCGCAUCAAGAAAGAUGCCAUAGGGGUCUCACUCAUCAAGGGGGUGGAUGAAGGCCCUGAUGGGCUGAAGCUGAUAUCAGAUAUCAUCCGUGAGCAGCUAGGCAUCGAGAUGAGCGUUUUAAUGGGGGCCAACAUCGCCAAUGAAGUGGCUGAGGAGAAGUUCUGUGAGACCACCAUCGGCUGCAAGAACCUAGGGCAUGGACAGAUCCUGAAAGAGUUGAUGCAGACGCCCAACUUCCGAAUCACGGUGGUGGAAGAAGCAGACACGGUGGAGCUCUGUGGUGCCCUUAAGAAUGUGGUGGCUGUCGGGGCCGGCUUUUGCGACGGACUGGGCUUUGGCGAUAACACCAAGGCUGCCGUCAUCCGCCUGGGCCUGAUGGAGAUGAUUGCCUUUGCCAAGCUUUUCUGCAAGGGUUCUGUCACUUCGGCCACUUUCCUGGAGAGCUGCGGGGUUGCUGACCUCAUCACCACCUGCUAUGGAGGGCGGAACCGCAAAGUGGCAGAAGCUUUUGCCAAGACUGGAAAGUCUAUCGAGCAGCUGGAGAAAGAGAUGUUGAAUGGACAGAAGCUCCAGGGCCCCCAGACCUCAGCAGAGCUGAACCACAUCCUCAAAAACAAGAAGUUGGUAGACAAGUUCCCACUCUUCACUGCAGUCUAUGAGAUCUGCUAUACAGGCAAACCCGUCACUGAGUUCAUCACAUGCCUGCAGAACCAUCCUGAGCAUCUGUGAUGGGCCACGAGUCUUGCUCCAGCACAUGAAGGGAUGGGAGGAUCUCUCCUGCUGCAGUCGCACCCCUCCUCACCAUGAGGAGAGGGACCCAAUACAGGGCAACAGGACAAUCAGCAGGAGGCCUUACAUAGGACACACUGUGGCUACCAGUCAGGGAGUUCCUGGCUCAGCUCCUUGACCAGGGAGCCCCUGCCAUUUGCCAACCCAACUCUACCUUGGAAGUCCACAGUGUUGCCUUGGAUUAUCUAGUCCCCAGCUUGACUCUUGUUAAAUUUAGAUCAACCCCAGCACUAAAACCAUCCUCCUUCUCGGAACGCGCACAUCAGGCAAAGCUUUGGCUUUUAUCUUCCGCUUUCACGCCCAAACUCUCGUCUCCUUGCCCUGCCUCAUCCCCACUCCAGUUCUUGGCUUCUGUUUUUUAACUUUUCCAUUUGAGGAUUCAAACUAUUCCGUGCCACUUUUACCUGCCUUAAGAGAUGGUUAAAGCCAGUUUCUAGCAAAGAGGGGGGAGUAAACACCAGUGAAUCCUUCCCAGGCCUGGGAUGUAAGGAGCAUUAUAACAACCAGCACUCAGCUAGGGCUGAGUUCCCCUUCACUUUAUUUUCUGUAAACAUGGCUUGGCCGCAGCAUCCCUGGUAUCCACAGGAGCGGGAACUCUAGCCAUGAAUGUGAAUGUAUUUUGGAAUAAUAAACACUAAAGUGAGAAACUAAUCGUUCUCACCAAAAGAUUUGAUUUCUGGCCUCUGGGUUAUGUACUGGCUGAGAUCAAGAGCAAGAUAACAUUGAUUUUAACUCAGCAGUGGGGGUUUUAGAUCCUAUACUAUUUGGAGAUGGGGGGGGCUCGAGGUAGUGGGGCAGUCUGCUCCUUUCACUAGACCCUUUCCUGCCCACCACCGUAGCCAGGUGCUUGCCCUCAUUCUGGCAUGACCUUUUCAUGCCGGUCGCCUGGCCUGCCCCCCCCCUUCAUCCAAGAGCAAUUUAAUCUGCUGCUGCUGCUGCUGCUGCAGGAGACCUUGUGCCUUUUAUUAGAUACUCAGAAUCAGGCGACGUCCUGUGACCUUUCUAUUUAGCCAGCUAGAAAAAAGAAGCAAAUUUAAAGGAUGGGGAAAGGUUCCCUAUGCAUUUCAUAGCCAGAGCUGACACUGGGUGGCCACUUCUAGUACUAUGGCCAUUCCUAGUACUACUUGUAAAAAUGGACCAUUGAUUUACAAGCCAAAUAUUUCUGCACUGCAGGCCAGCUUUUGGUGUGAGUUUAUACCAAGUAAUGGAGAAUUCCACCAAUAAUAUUUGAUUGACAGGAUGCUCCUUUUCUUGCAAUUGGAUUAUUAAAACCUUUAAAUUACAAUCCACCCCAAGUUAAACUCUUUGACAUAUUACCGGCUUCAGUUAAGCUAAUGAGACGGGAACAUGCUUAAUGUUGGCUGAACGGUGCUCAGAGUUUGGGCGUUCUGGACAUUACAGUUUAAAACAAGGAUUGUGGAAGUGUGGCCUUCUAGAUGUUGCUGGACUGCAGCUUCCAUGAGCUAUCAACCAGCACAAUUGAUAGAGGGGAAUAUUUAUUAAUUACAAGUAUUUAAAAUAUUUCUAUGUCUCCUUCCUCCCAAAAAGGACCCAAGAAUAUUUGGAAUUACAGUCUAAAAGCAUCUAGAGACUCACAUGUUCCUUAUUGCUGGUGUACAAUAAUGAAGAGUACAAAUGGGGAGAAAGGCUAUGUAUAACGCUCUGAAUUCCUUAGAGGAGGUAGCUAACAGAAACAAGAAAAACUAAUAAAUAAAUAAAAGCAUGACAUAUUGCUGAAGAGCUCAGUGGUCGAGGUCUCUGGCUGCAGAGCUAGAGGCUGGGAGUUCGAUUCCCCACUGUGCCUUCUG
Molecule: messenger RNA, 2958 nt
Organism: Pogona vitticeps (central bearded dragon)
Lineage: Eukaryota; Metazoa; Chordata; Lepidosauria; Squamata; Agamidae
Gene: GPD1
Product: glycerol-3-phosphate dehydrogenase 1
Biological process (GO): glycerol-3-phosphate catabolic process; carbohydrate metabolic process
Cellular component (GO): cytosol
Molecular function (GO): NAD binding; protein homodimerization activity; glycerol-3-phosphate dehydrogenase [NAD(P)+] activity
Source: RefSeq, a predicted model, not a curated record